GUAAGGCGUUAGAGUUUCCAUUAUCUGUGACAGUUGUGACUUGCAUAUUGGGUAUGCUUAUCGUAUCUUAAGUGUAUGCUUUGACAUUUAUUUUUAAAAAUGCAAUGUUAUUGUACUGUGAAAUUCAGUGACGUGAGUUAUUUCAUUACAGAAGUGGAGAAAAGAUGGUGGGAAGUUCCUUAUCUGAGGUGACAACGAAACCAAAAUAUAGUGAUCCCUGGUGGAUGUGAAGCGGAUCCUGGCAGCAGGUCGAGUUAAUGUUAACUGUAAAAAUGCACUGAAGUGGACACCGGUGAUGUUGGGAGCACGGCGGGGACAUAGAGAAGUGGUAGAGUUCCUUAUAAGUAAAGGAGCUGAUGUGUCGCUGGUGGACGUUCACGGAAACAACUUCCUUCACUGGGCUUGUUGCGGAGGAGACGUUGAGAUGGUGAAGUUUAUCCUUUCACAGAAGAUGGCGGAUAUCAAUAGCAGAGGAGUGUCGAACAUGACACCGGUGAUGUGGGCAGCAUACAGGGGACACAGUGAAGUUGUAGAGUUUCUUAUGUGUGAAGGAGCUGAUGUGUCACUUGUGGACGUUAACGGUAACAACAUCCUUCACUGGGCCUGUGAGGGAGGGGAUGCGCAGAUUGUGAAGUUUGUGCUGUCACUGGACAAGAUGGACAUAGAUGCCAGGAAUGAGAAGGGCCAGACAGCGGCCGAUUUUGCUAGACUCUGGGGACAUCAUAAGGUGGUGGACGUCCUGGUAUCCCGUUGCGCUCAGUGAAGUAAGUUCUGUGUAUGAGUAGGCACUGAGCUGAAAGGGCACAUGGCAACAGACAUUGACGUUGUGGGUGCUGUUUCAUAUUUCAGAGUGAAGGCGACAAUAUAUAUCUCUUUCUCGCUCUAUCGCUUUCUCGCUCUAUCGCUUUCUCGCUCUAUCACUUUCUCGCUUUCUCCAGGUUAAGCAUUAUCCGCUCUUGACCUCUAUAGGGGCCGCAUAUGGUAUUUGCUCCAAUUGGGAGGGAAUGUUGAACGUUUCUCACUGUUUACUUAAACAUAAUUUAACUGUACAUAUGCAGUUAAUUUUAAAACAAUCCACAGAUUUUUGCGUAAAAUGUAAUUGAUUGAUUUAUGACCCUAUUCAGUUGUAUGAAUGUGGCAGAUCAUGGCAAUACGCUCUAAAUAAAUCUGGUUAAAAUCUAAAUAUAUACUUUUCAAAAGAAGUUAAGAAGACUAUGGUUCAUUAGGCAUGGCUGAUUAUUUGCAAAAAUACAAUCUUAUAAUUUUGGGUGUUCUAUAACUUGUUUUCGGUAGUAUACGAUGUUACAGUGUGUCAUACUGUUGUCCAUAAAUAUUCGUUUUGACAUUUGAUGUAUGUUUAACUUGAAUUGUGUUUCAUGUCUUGUGCAAAUCUACAAUUAUAUGAACUUGCAUAUAGUAAUUUGAUAAACACCGCUGUGAGUGAGUGAGUGAGAAUGGUUUCACGUCGCUUUUAACAAUCAUCCAGUAAUAUCACGGGGGACACCAGAAAUGGG
This is a messenger RNA of Haliotis rufescens (red abalone), 1514 nucleotides long. Its product is annotated as inversin-A-like. Bases 296 to 763 code for a protein of 155 amino acids. Lineage: Eukaryota; Metazoa; Mollusca; Gastropoda; Lepetellida; Haliotidae. The transcript has 2 exons. The record is from RefSeq and is a predicted model, not a curated record. Gene Ontology annotation, molecular function: protein binding. Gene Ontology annotation, cellular component: nucleus; cytoplasm.